CACAGUGUGUGGUCGCAAACUACUUCUUCCUCUCGAUUCUCCUCUACGAAACCCCUUCCAAACCCAACGAAUUAUACUAAAAUUUCGUCACUUUUCGAAGACCCUUUUCUCCUCCUCUGUGUUUCUAUUAUCCCUUCUCUUCGCUCAUCACAACCAUCAUGGCUGAAGCUGAUCAAAGCUUUCCAGAACAUGCCGUGGAGCAGGUACAAGAACCUGAGAACUUGGAGGAGAACUUGGAGCAGAAUUUGGAGGUGAACUUACAGCAGGAGUCAGAGAAGGAAUCAGAGCUGGAUCCACAGCUGGAGGUGCAGCAGGAUUCAUUGCUGGAGUUGCAACAGAAUUCACAGCUGGACUUGCAACAGAAUUCAGAGCUGGAAUUACAGCAGAAUUCACCACUGGACUUGGAGCAGAUUUCACAGCAAAACUCACAGCAUGAUGAUACACAGGUUCAACCAAAACAGGAGCAUGAGGAUGAUCCAGUGGUUGGAGGUGGUGAGAAGAGGUGGCCUGGAUGGCCAGGAGAGAGUGUCUUCAGGAUGUUGGUUCCUGCACAGAAGGUCGGUAGUAUAAUUGGACGUAAGGGGGAGUUCAUUAAAAAAAUAGUUGAGGAGACAAGGGCUCGUAUCAAGAUACUUGAUGGUCCUCCGGGGACAUCAGAAAGAGCGGUAAUGGUAUCUGCAAAGGAGGAGCCUGAUGCUCACCUUCCACCUGCUGUGGAUGGGCUUUUGAGGGUUCACAAGCGCAUUGUGGAUGGAUUGGAGGGUGAUUCUUCUCAUCCAUCACCAGCUUCUGGAACCAAGGUUUCUACAAGGCUGCUAGUCCCAGCUUCACAGGCUGGAAGUUUGAUUGGAAAACAAGGAGCUACUGUCAAAUCUAUUCAAGAAUCAUCCAGUUGUAUUGUUAGAGUUCUUGGACAAGAAGACCUGCCUGCCUUUGCCCUUCAAGAUGAUAGGGUUGUUGAAGUAGUCGGAGAUGCAGCAGGUGUACACAAAGCAGUGGAGCUUAUUGCAUCUCAUCUCAGGAAGUUUUUAGUUGACCGCAGUAUAAUUCCAUUAUUUGAAAUGCACAUGCAAAUGGGGAAUCCUCAGAUGGACCACAUGCCUCCUCAUCAAUCCUGGGGUCCACCUCAGGGUGUUCAUGCUCAUGCUAGCAGUGGCCCUGGUUUUGGUCACAAUCCUCAAUACAUGCCACCUCCAAGGCAACUUGACAGUUAUUACCCUCCAGCUGAUAUGCCACCUCCUAUGGAAAAGCAGCCUCAUCAAGGUAUUUCUGCAUAUGGAAGAGAUGCUCAGAUGGGUGGCCAUGCAUCAUCAAAUCCCCAAUCUGCACCAUCAAUGAUCACACAGAUCACCCAGCAAAUGCAAAUCCCACUUUCUUAUGCUGAUGCAGUAAUUGGGACAGCUGGUGCUAGUAUCAGCUACAUUAGACGUGCUAGUGGGGCAACUGUUACUAUUCAAGAAACAAGGGGUGUUCCUGGGGAAAUGACGGUUGAAAUUAGCGGUACUGCAUCACAAGUUCAAACUGCCCAGCAGCUAAUCCAGAAUUUUAUGGCUGAAGCUGCAGCACCAGCCCAGCCACCACCGGCUGGUGGAUCUGCAGACCAAGGUUAUAAUCCUUAUGCGGCACAUGGUUCUAUGUAUGCAUCUCCCCCAUCUAACCCAGGACAUGCUGGCCAUGCCGGGGGCUAUGGCUCUGUCUAUGGCUCAAACUAUGGGUACUAAAAACUUGGGUUUGAUUUAGAUUUUCAUUAUUGAAACCAUAAAUGGACAGCAGAUCAAGUUAGCAAAAUACUAAAUUGUUUUAAUUGAGUACUGCCAUGGUAUUUGUACUUCUACUGCUUCUUCUCACUGUAGUGUUGGACAUCAUUCAGUAAAACUUGUUAGAUUUGUCGUGUGCAUUAGGCUUACCAUAUUUUUUAGCCAAUUCAAUACUUCUGCAUUCUUUUGGACUUUUUCUCACCUUAAUCUUUCCCUUAACUUGAGGGGUGGGGGGAGGACUGUUACACAACUCAAGCAUGGAUCCUAAAGAAGAAGCCCAGCAACGUUGGCAGCAAAUAGAAGUCUAAAUUGAAC
Molecule: messenger RNA, 2072 nt
Organism: Rubroshorea leprosula
Lineage: Eukaryota; Viridiplantae; Streptophyta; Magnoliopsida; Malvales; Dipterocarpaceae
Source: the annotation of a GenBank genome assembly